Molecule: messenger RNA, 1115 nt
Organism: Spea bombifrons (plains spadefoot toad)
Lineage: Eukaryota; Metazoa; Chordata; Amphibia; Anura; Pelobatidae
Gene: INSIG1
Product: insulin induced gene 1
Exons: 6
Coding region: 174-929 (251 amino acids)
Biological process (GO): cellular response to insulin stimulus; SREBP signaling pathway; cholesterol biosynthetic process
Cellular component (GO): SREBP-SCAP-Insig complex; endoplasmic reticulum
Source: RefSeq, a predicted model, not a curated record
GGGAAUCCGUCCCUUCGUAUUUAAGCAGAGCUCGGAUGCUGCUGUGGAGGAAAUCGGUAUCCGGGGAAAAGGGCAAAAGUUUAUCAAGUGAACAGUAGCUUCUGUCUGCUUUCUGAGGAGUAACGAGCAGCUAUUACCCCGACUGUGCAGCGCUGUUCCAUUGUUUUAAACAAAUGCCCAGAUUAGAGGAGCACUGCUGGAGUUGCUCUUGCACCCGAGGAAGAGACCAAAACACCACAAAGAUCAGCAUCUGGCUGGCACAUAGAGCUGGAGAAGCCAUGUCCUCCCUUAACUCGCUGAUCAGUCUUGCCUACACAACUCUAGCCAGCAGCCAAGGCCGCAGCCUCAUCCGGCGCAGCGUGGUUCUCUUUGCUGUUGGAGCCUUCCUUGCGUUGGUCCUUAAUCUACUACAAAUCCAAAGGAAUGUAACUCUGUUUCCUGAUGAAGUCAUCGCCACCAUAUUUUCUUCUGCAUGGUGGGUUCCUCCAUGCUGUGGCACUGCAGCUGCUGUGGUCGGUUUGCUGUACCCUUGUAUCGACAGCCGUCUUGGAGAACCACACAAGUUCAAGCGUGAAUGGGCCAGCGUUAUGAGAUGCAUCGCUGUUUUUGUUGGCAUUAACCAUGCAAGUGCCAAACUUGAUUUUGCCAACAAUGUUCAGCUCUCCCUAACACUGGCAGCCUUGUCUUUGGGUUUGUGGUGGACAUUUGACCGUUCCCGGAGUGGUCUGGGGCUUGGCAUUACGAUAGCCUUUCUCGCAACGCUCAUAACUCAGUUUCUUGUCUACAAUGGCGUGUACCAGUACACUUCUCCAGACUUUCUGUACAUUCGUUCUUGGCUGCCUUGCAUAUUCUUUUCUGGUGGUGUCACUGUUGGAAACAUAGGACGCCAGUUGGCAAUGGGUCCACAGGAAAAAACACACACAGACUAGAUGAAAAGGCCAGAAUUUGCACCAAUGUACAGGGAAAUUACUGUCUCUGCCUCUGGAAAAGCAUGCAAUGUGUUACUGAGUAACACCGAGCACAUUUUCAGCUAUGAACUGUGAAGACUGUUGCGUUUCUCAUUUCUGAAUUUUGCAUCAUAAGGUGUGGAAGAAUGUUUUGCUUUUUUUUUUUUU